Messenger RNA from Phaethon lepturus (White-tailed tropicbird), 262 nucleotides. Its product is annotated as histone H1-like. Gene Ontology annotation, molecular function: DNA binding; structural constituent of chromatin. The transcript has a single exon. Gene Ontology annotation, cellular component: nucleosome. Gene Ontology annotation, biological process: nucleosome assembly. The annotation marks the transcript as partial. Lineage: Eukaryota; Metazoa; Chordata; Aves; Phaethontiformes; Phaethontidae. The record is from RefSeq and is a predicted model, not a curated record.
GCGGGGGCUCAAGAGCCUUGUCAGCAAUGGCACCCUGGUGCAGACCAAGGGCACCGGCGCUUCCGGUUCUUUCAAGCUGAACAAGAAGCCGGGUGAGACAAAGGAGAAGGCAACCAAGAAAAAGCCGGCAGCCAAGCCCAAGAAGCCAGCGGCCAAGAAGCCCGCCAGCGCUGCCAAGAAGCCCAAGAAGGCAGCAGCAGUGAAGAAGAGCCCCAAGAAAGCCAAGAAGCCGGCGGCUACCGCCGCUAAGAAAACAGACAAA